Molecule: messenger RNA, 1240 nt
Organism: Bicyclus anynana (squinting bush brown)
Lineage: Eukaryota; Metazoa; Arthropoda; Insecta; Lepidoptera; Nymphalidae
Exons: 3
Coding region: 610-1239 (209 amino acids)
Source: RefSeq, a predicted model, not a curated record
CACGACAUGUCAGUGUCACAACACAUAAGUGUGAACGUUGCCAUACAAAUUCCGCUUAGCUGGUUUAUAUUUGUCUGACGUGUUGUAUCGUGACGCAUCAGAACAGAAUCGGUAUCAUACAUUUUGUAUGCGACACAUCAGAAACAGAAGCCAUCACGACAUGUCAGUGUCACAACACAUAAGUGUGAACGUUGCCAUACAAAUUCCGCUUAGCUGGAUAUAAAUUUGUCUGACGUGUCGUGUCGUGACGUAUUAGAACAAAAUCGGUUUCAUACGUUUUUCAUACGACUCAUCAGAAGCCAGCACAACAUGUCACAACACGCAAGUGUAUAUGUUGCCAUACAAUGAUUCCGAUUCUGAUGCGUCACGACACGACACGUCAGACAAAUAUAAUUCCGCUUUUGGUCUGAAUCGUCUUGUAUUGAUCGGAUUUGGUACGUAAAGAGCCCAAGUUGGAAUUAAGUUAAUUAAGAUCUUUUUGGGUCAUGGUCACUAACAUUUGUUACAGUUUCGUGCGGAACGAAAUGACAGAUGCGUCACCUGUGUCACGGACAAGCUGUCACACCCCAGUAAUUGUUUAAUUAAUUUGAAUAAAUAGGGUAACCUAAAAUGGCCGAAACAGCAGCGGGUGGAGAAUCAGAACCAAAACCUAUAAAGGACAGUCCCGUCAUACAGGAUGAAGGCUUUUUCCAACACGACACUGGUGACAAGUACGAGGGUUUUUUCGAAGCUAAGAAAAAGGACAGAAUUGUGAAAAUGCAUGGUACAGGCACUUACACCACAGCAGAAGGCGACAUAUACAGCGGAACCUGGGAAGCCGACCGUCUCGGCGCCAACGAAGAAGUCUCCAUCACCUUCAAAGAUGGUUCCAAAUAUGUGGGCCAUUUUGAUGACUGGUCCUACAACGGUCAAGGCAAAUACAUAUAUCCGGACGACAGUGUAUUAAUGGGCAACUUUAUUGGGAACAUUCCAGUGGGUGACUUGACUCUGGUCGAUCCGAACGGCCACGAAUGGGUGGGAAAAGCGGACAACGGUUUCGCUUGGCUUGACCCUGUCAAUCACUUUUAUGAAAUGUUAGAAAGGUCUAGAGACUUGAAGAAAUACGUGAAGUCCGAUUUGAGCGCGCGCUCCACGGUGUCCAAACUUAAAAUGGUACAAUCUGUUAUUAAUGAAGAGCAUGUUGAAACAACAAAUAUAGGUAAUACCGACCAAGUUAAUACCACGGAGGGUGCAACUUAAA